Molecule: messenger RNA, 2766 nt
Organism: Dermacentor albipictus
Lineage: Eukaryota; Metazoa; Arthropoda; Arachnida; Ixodida; Ixodidae
Product: endothelin-converting enzyme 1-like
Biological process (GO): protein processing
Cellular component (GO): plasma membrane
Molecular function (GO): metalloendopeptidase activity
Source: RefSeq, a predicted model, not a curated record
AUCGCCAUCGCCGCGACAGCCGGACGGCGGGCGGCGGGCGGCAAGAUGGUGGUCGACAGGCCGGCUAAUACAAUCUUGUUCGCCAAGCGGCCGCGAAGCGACAGCUCCUUCAAGACGGCCGACGACAGCAAUGUCGUCUACGUCAGCCUGCGCUCGGUGCUCAUCUUCAUGGCCGGCAUCACGAUCAUCAUCGUCUUCAGCAUAACGCUCUUCAACGUCGUGGCGUCGCGAUUCACGACGCCCGGAGGAAUCCAGGUCGACUCCCCGGCGUACCCCCCGCUCCGAGACGCGGUGGCGUCUCCGCACGAGGCGCCGGUUUCCAACGCCGCGCCGCCGUCCCGGAUCCCCGCGGCCACGCACCGCAGGAAGGGCUCCGAGAAGCGCGGCGCCGUCGCCAGGAGGCACAAGAGACACAAGAAGCGGCGGCACAGCCGGCGACGCCGCCCGCACCCGAGCGGCAAGGAGGAAGGCGAAGGCGACGCCUCGGAGGCGGAGUACGGAGACAUGCGGGCCCGGCAGGACGCCCCGGACUCGGCGUUCGUCAACAACUACGACUCGUGGAGGGAGAUCGCCGACGAAGGCAGCGGGGAGCGACGCCGCCGGAGCGAGUGCGGCCGGCCGCAGUGCCGCUGGCUGAGCCGGUACCUGACGUCCAAGCUGGACUGGACCAUCAAGCCUUGCCACGACUUCUACUCGCACGUCUGCUCGGCCAAGUGGUUCACGUCGUCGCCGCCGCAGCAGGCGGCGGCGACGGCAGCAGAAGGCGAGCGAGGGGACCAGAAGGACUCGCUGGACUUUCGGACGCAGGCGGUGGCGAGCCUCAUGAACGGGCUGGCCGCCUACCUCCGGAAGAAGGUGUCCGCCAUGCCGUGGGAGCGCAACGCGGCAGCGUUUUUCGCGGACUGUCUGCAGCCCAAGACGCCGCGCACGCUGAGUAGCCUCAGGCCGCGAUUUCCCAUCUGGCCCCUGGAGAAGAUAACGUCGGUCAGCACGCUGCCCAAACUGGUGGCGUACGUGGCGAAGUUCUUUCGGGCGACGCCGCUGCUGAAGACGUACGUCGGGGAUUUGCGCUCUACGCUAAGGAACGACACGCUCUACGUGGACUCGCCUGUUCUGCCUCUGGCGAGAUUCCAGUACCUCUACCCGACGGCCAAGGAAGAAGACUACAAAAAAGUACUGCGAGCGGCACUUCAAGGCCGACGAGCUGGUGGCUUGCCGCAAGGCAUCGUGAAGCUGGAACUCGCACUGGCCGGCAUCGUCUCGCGAGAUUUCGUUACCCUCGCCGACCGUGCCGUAGAGACGGAUAACCUCCUCACCGGCGACAAAUUCUGGGACCCGCUCGUGAUGGCCCUGGUCGAAAACCGGCGCGAAAUCCGAGUCCUGGACCACAAGUACCUCAUGAACCUCAUGUCCGUGCUGCGGAACGCGACGUCAGCGCUCGACGUGGCCAACCUGGUCAUCUACUCGACCCUCACCCAGAUCGCGCCGCUCAUCCAAAACAUGUCCUUCCUGACGCCCCUCGGUCUCGAGCAGACGGUGACCGGCGUUCCCAUGCAGGUCCAGGGCUGUCUAAGCCUCACCGAAAAGGCUUACCGACACGGGAUGCGGCUCCUAGCGCUGAAGGCUCUGGGAGUCACGGAGUGGUCUCCGGAGAAGCCCAAAGCUCGAGUGAUAGAGAACAUGAUCGCCGACCUCAAGAAGAGUCUCAAGAAGUACGUCCGCGUCUGGUUCACCGAGACCGACAGUCGGAGAGACGCGUUGAAGCGGCUCAGGACACUGAAGGUAAAUCUGCUCGGGGCCACGCCUCACGACGAGCUCACGUACGCCAGGAACGAGAAGCACUUCAACAAGCUGCGGCAAGUGGCUAGCCUUCUCGAAGAGGUGCCCGGUCGCGACCCCGGCUACGGGGGCGACUUCUUCCCGGGGUCGGUGUUCUCGACCGAGCCCAAGUACGUAGCCGAGACCCACACGCUGUACUUGCCGCCGGCCAUGUUCGGGCUCAUCAACAAGAUGCAAGAGUUCGACGACCCGCUACUCAUUGUGCCGCUGAUCGGCGCGCCCAUUCUGAAGGCGAUGCUCGCCGUCAUCGACGGCCGGGGCACGCAGACGUUCAUUCGCGACUCCACGGUCAGCACUCACUGGUGGUCGCCGACCGACGACGCCAAGCUGGUGAAGAUCAGGUCCUGCUACCGAGACCUGUACGCCCUCUCGCUGAAGGACAUGCUCAUAAACAGCAACCAGCAGGCCUUCUUCGAAGAGUUCAUCGCUCAGGGCGCGUUGCUCGACCCGCUGCACAGGUUCUACAAGGAGAAAGUGUCCAAGUACCACUCCGACGGGCUGCGCAUAGAACCGGAGUUCACGGCCGACAUGCUCUUCUACAUUGUGUACACGAUGGGAAUGUGCGAACCGCGGGGCGCCGAGCGUUACAAGGUCAAGCACAGGAUGGGCAUUCCUGCCCGCAUUCUGGUGAACGCGCACCUGGGCAGCAGCGAGCGCUUCAGACGCGCGUUUAAGUGCAAUCACAGCGACGAGAUGAUGCCUCUGCAUUCAUGUUCGUACUGGGAUGAGCACUGAAAGCUGCCGGUGACGACCGCCUUCAUACGGGACUCUCUCUGAGCUCAUGUCACGUGUACAUCGAGUGUGUUCAACAUGCCGGGUCCCUAUACCCCAUCCCCAAACCAUCCAUUUUCUUGCUCGAACCCUCGCUUUUUCGAAGAAGGGCGCCGUUAUGCGAAGCUCGGAAUAAAAGCGCGGUGAUUUCAUGGA